AAUAUAUUAUCUGGGUAUAGGAUUGUAGUGCAUCAAGCCGUCAUCGUCAACCAGUGGCGGGAAGUGAAAGUAAACAGACUAUCCAAUCUUGCUCAGCCAUGCCUCUCAUUCAAGUGAAGCACGUCAUUUCCUUCACGUCUCAGGACCCCAAGCACACUGUGAAGGACCUGGUGGAGGGGCGAGGGCCAUGGCUUAACCUAAAAGGUGACAAAUCCAGCAACCUUCAAGCAGACCUGCAACUCGAGAAGGCAACAAAAAUAUCAUACAUAGACAUUGGGAAUGCAGGCAGUGUGAUGAUUGGUGUGGAGGUUGGACGCUCAGCCUGGCCCAUCAGCAGACCUUAUGUGACCCUCAUUCCCACGGUGACCUUCAUGACACGUGCAGAAGUGACCAGCGGACAGAAUAGGAGCUCUGUUCGGAUGUUCAAGCCAGAAAAUAUGGAUGAGGUGACCCGGAAUGAAGAAUGGGACAGGGUGAGAAUUUUGUGCCUGCAGCCUUUCACAAGCCCCAGCCAGUUUGGAAUUUCCAUGCUCAAAAUGUACUCAGAGUCUGAGGUAACUCUGAAACCACAGGUGGACCUCAGUCCUGGAGUAACAUUGAACAAAAAGAGUGAACUCUUGGCCAAGCUGAGGCUCUCUAACCCUGAGAAGUCAGGACUCUCAGACAGAAUUAAGCUGAUAGAGGCAAGUCAGCUUCCUGAUGGAAGAACAGAAAUAACCAAGAACCACCAUCCCAACAGUCCCUUGUCUCGUGGUGCCCAGCUGCUGACCCGUGCUGCCAAGAUACCAACUCAUCAAGAAAGUUUGAUAAAGAAGUCUGACCUGGAAUGUGAAAGCCUGAGAUAUUUGAUGUCCUUAAACUUGUCUGUCUCUGAUAUUGACCAUCUGUCCAUCAAAGAUAUACGUCAGAAUUUUGAAAAGAAAAGACAGAAACAAUUGACUUUUGCUGAGAUAAAGAUCUUCAGAGACAUUGCUGUUGAUUAUGCUGCAAGACGGUUGGAGAUCUUGGAGAAUCAGGACACAGCAGGUCACUUAGCAGCACGGGGAGUCAGGACAACAGAAGUACCAGUGAAAGCACUUCAACAAAAAAGAAAACUGGAAAACUCCGAUGAAAGUAAAAUGAAUAAACAACUUAACAAUGGCUGUACAUCAAAAUGUAAGAAUAAUGUGACAGUGCAAGAAAAUGAGUCACUGAAGAGAGGAAAUGAGGAAAAGGAAGUUGAUUCACCAUUAAGAAAAUAUAAAUUUGGACAAUAUAAAAAUGUAGUAAAGCACUCAACUAUCAAAGAUCAGGAAAUAGACAUGGAAAAAACUCAGAUUUCCAAAUAUUUAAAGAAUUCCACAACUCCAGACAAAGAGAAAGAAGGCAGCUUUAAAUCUAGAAAUGCAUUGGCACUAUUAGAUGCACGUGUAACUGUUAUAUCACCCAAGAGGCUCAAAAAGAAGAAACUGAGGAAAGCAGUCACUAAACAGGUGGAGCAACAGUCACUCAUUGGACAGUGGAUCACUCCAACAAACAAGAUGAAGGUGAAGAAGGAAAACAAAGAAUUCCAGCAUUCAUCCCAACCCGAUCUUUAUUCUGACAGUGAUAACAGUGAUAUUGAAUGUGUUGGUGAAGAAGAAUCAGGUCUGGCCUCCACCCUCAAAGGCCGAAAUUCCAGGAAAGGCUCUAGUAGCUUCUCCCUCCACAAAUCCUCCUUGUCUGCCUCAGGAGCAUUCAGGGACACACCGAAGGGGAACCGUCUGGGGUCAGCACCCACCAACAAGUUUAAUGUGAUGGCGAGAGGACUGAGGGAGUCAACUUUAUUACAUCAAAAGCAGUCGCUUGUAGACUGUCCCAUGUGUUCCAAAUCAUUCCCUGCAAGAGAAAUAGAGGAUCAUGCAGCAUCAUGUGGUGUGACUGUGUCAUCAGACACUGAUAGUGGUGAUGAUGACAUUUUAUCUAGCAGCACAACACAGGCAUGUACGAGUGGAUUGGUGGAAGAGUGCCCUGUGUGUGGGGUGCAGAUGGCUGUGGCAACACUGGUAGCACAUGCCACACAAUGUGCUUCCAGUAUGUUUGACUGAUAACACUCUUCAAGUAUUUUUCUCUUGGUCGCCUGUCUCUAUAUGCUAUCAUCACUGUCAUUACCACCACCACCACCACCACCACCACCAUCAUCAUCAUCAUCAUGGUUUUGAAUAGCAGGGUUCAGAUUUACAUUGGUCAGUCAUUGUUACCUGAUGGCAGUUCAUUAUGGUAUAUUCUCUCUCUCUCUCUCUCUCUCUCUCUCUCUCUCUCUCUCUCUCUCUCUCUCUCUCUCUCUCUCUCUCUCUCUCUCUCUCUCUCUCUCUCUCUCUCUCUCUCUCUCUCUCUCUCUCUCUCUCUCUCUCUCUCUCUCUCCUCUCCUCUCCUCUCUCUCUCUCUCUCUCUCUCUCUCUCUCUCUCUCUCUCUCUCUCUCUCUCUCUCUCUCUCUCUCUCUCUCUCUCUCUCUCUCUCUCUCUCUCUUCUUUCUUGUUGGACCAUCUCCCACACAGUGACAUUUACAUUUGUUUUACCUUGAUUGUUUGCACUGGUGUGAAAGAUGCCCAGCAACUGUGGAUUUGAGAUCAGAGUGCAUCGAUGAAGUGAUCAGGACAUUGAGCCCAGAGAGGAGAUUCUGUGGAGGGAUCUAGAAGCUGUCUUGUUAUGGCACAGCUUGACAGGAUGUCAUUGAAUGCCUGAGGUUGAUUGAAGCAAGGAACCUGCCUUUUAGAAAGAUGAUGAUGAAGUUUACAUUAAUAAUAAAUUGUACCUUAAA
Scylla paramamosain (green mud crab) is the source of this 2780-nucleotide messenger RNA. RefSeq lists its product as uncharacterized. Gene Ontology annotation, cellular component: nucleus. Lineage: Eukaryota; Metazoa; Arthropoda; Malacostraca; Decapoda; Portunidae. Gene Ontology annotation, molecular function: damaged DNA binding. Gene Ontology annotation, biological process: base-excision repair; single strand break repair. The transcript is spliced from 10 exons. The record is from RefSeq and is a predicted model, not a curated record. The coding region runs from base 99 to 2066 and encodes 655 amino acids.